Messenger RNA from Daucus carota subsp. sativus, 1296 nucleotides. RefSeq lists its product as uncharacterized. The record is from RefSeq and is a predicted model, not a curated record. NCBI's taxonomy places the organism in Eukaryota, Viridiplantae, Streptophyta, Magnoliopsida, Apiales, Apiaceae. Bases 92 to 940 code for a protein of 282 amino acids. The transcript has 2 exons.
AAAGCCCCAAAUCACACUAUUAAAAACCCUAGAAAAUCAGAUUGAGCUCGCAGCUUCAAAUUGAUCAAAUAUUCCUCGAUUUUCUUGAAGCAUGAACGAAGAUCCGUAUCAAUCAAUCACGAAUGAGUGCCGAAUCAGCAUUCUCCAGGAGGAAAAGCUUGGGAGAUCUGGUUUUGCGUUCGAACCUGUGGAAGAAGAACCGGAGCCGGAAGAACCGGUUCGAGUCACCGGAAUAACGAUGGUGUCGCUGCCGGGGAGUGAGUCGGAGCAUAUGGAUGAAGAGAUCUUUCAUACGCCUCCGGAGCAGCAUCAGUCUCGGUCUGUUUCUAGCUGUGAUGCUCCAGGACCCGAGAUCCGACCCGGAACUCCUCAGUCGGGUCGGAAAUGUGUUGGUGAUGUUUUUGUUGAAGGUGUUGUGUGUGAUGAUGAUGAGAGUGGAGAUGAGGUUGACUUGAAGGGAAAAAAGGUUGACUCGAAAUUUAAUGGGAAAAAUGUGAUUGACACUGAAAUGGUGGACACUGAGGUAGUUAUCUUGUCAGAUGAGGAGAACUGUGAUAACGUGGUUGAUAAUGCAAAAUGUGAGAGUUCUCGAGGGCGCUUUGGUCGUAAGAAUGCUGAGGAUUUAGAUGCGGUUAGGGAUGUGUCUAGGGGAGGUGUUGGUACAUCACGUGGUGUUUCUGGGAGGCGUACAUUGCCAAAUUCGUUUAAGGAGCAAAAAGAGAAUGAAGGAUUAUGGGUUCCGAGGAGUUCUGUUAGGGAUCGUGCUGAGAGAGAAAGUAGUAACAAGCCUUUUAAUUGUGAGAUGUUUGAGAUUCUUCUGGCUUCUGCGGGGAUAGUUUUCAGUGGUGGUACUGAUACGGAUUACAUGAAGGCUGCCAGGGAGAAUGGCCUGGUAUUUUAUCGGCCUAGGUGGUGGCCAAUAGAGGGGUUUGGUAAUUAAGUCAUGGAUUGACUUCUUUUGUGAUAUAAGCCGUCAUAGAGAAUGGUAGCUACUUGCAGCAGGAACAUCAACCGCAUAGCUCAACUGUUUGACUUUCUUAAGGUGUCUCGUCUCGAUGGCUUAUAACUUUUUGCUGCAGAAAGAGUGGAUCUAGGAACGAAUCAUCAAGUAGCUGCAGUCUGGUACUCAAUCUUUUGUUAUAUAGUUCGCCUACUGCUGUAAUUAACCGUCUCUCUGUGGAUAAUAGCUAGUUUGAACUUUGAAGUAUGGUAUCCUUGGCUCUUCUCAUUUUGGUUUGACUGUAAUGCUAACGUUGUCUUACUUUAUAUCCUUUGAAAGUGAAGAGUGUUAAUGGA